Molecule: messenger RNA, 1648 nt
Organism: Dermatophagoides pteronyssinus (European house dust mite)
Lineage: Eukaryota; Metazoa; Arthropoda; Arachnida; Sarcoptiformes; Pyroglyphidae
Source: RefSeq, a predicted model, not a curated record
UUUCAUUUUUUUUUUUUUUUUUUGAUUUUAACAUUGUGUACUGGUGGUCGUAAAUCUGGUUUUUUUUUGCCAUUACUGCUCAUCAUCAUUAUCUUCAUCAACAAAGCAAUAAAUAUUUUUUUGAAUAUAGAGAAAAACAACAACAACAACAAGUGUCAUUCAAUGUUUUAAUCAAAUUAAUCAAUCAAUCGAUCGAUCAAUCAAUCAAUCAAUUGAUAAGGUUUUGUAUUUGGCAAGACAACAAAUCUCUCUUUGUUUGUUUGUUUGUUCAAUGGAUUCAAUGACACACACACUUAUUGAAUCAAAGUUCAAAUGAAUCCCGUAUCUGAAUGGAUUUUUUUUUUCGGAAAUUCUUUACUUAAUUACAUUAUGUAAUUAAUUUUUGGUUCGAAAAUCGAAACAAUUGGAUAAGAUUUAUUUAUAAAUUCGAAAAUCAGAUAUUUCAAUAACACCCAAAUGCCUUUAGGUGUAGGAGGUAAUUGUAAUAAUCAUCGUUGUCAUAGCCAUCGUAAUUGUCAAAAAUCAGCACAUACAAGUAAUCAUCAUCAUCAUCAACAACAACAACAACCGCCAAUAAUAACACCAAAAACAAAACAACAACAACAACAUUUAAGACAACCAAGACAAUCAUUAAGACGACAACAUACAUCAUCACGUUUGAUUGAACAAAAUAAUCGUCGAACUAAAUCAAUAAGUCAUUUAAGACAUCAACAACAACAACAACAACAUCAAAUUGAUCACAAACAAGAUUUAUUACAAGAUUUACCUACUGUUUAUAUUGCACCUGAUGAUUAUCAACAUAUUUAUCAUAAACAAACUGGACAACAACAACAACCUCCACCCCCACCAUUAUUGCCACCACCACCACCAACGCCACCACCAAUAUUAAAUAAUGAUCCAGUCGAUGCUGUAGAUAAUUUACCUACAGUUUAUAUUGCACCUGAUGAUUAUAUUCAUAUUUAUAAACGUCAACCGCAAACGCAAUCACAACAACAACAACAACAACAAUCGCAACCACCACCAACGCCAUCACCGAUAAUUAAUAACGAUCAAGUCGAUGCUGUUGAUAAUUUACCAACAGUUUAUAUUGCACCUGAUGAUUAUGUUCAUAUUUAUAAACGACAACCGCAACAACAAACGCAACAACAACAAUCAUCUCAACAACAACAACAAAAUGAAUCAAGAAAACGAUCAUCAUCAACGGUAAAAUUAUUUAAUCGUCAUUUACCAAAACCAAUACAACCAAAAACCCAAGCAUCACCUCCACCACCACUACCGUUAUUACAACCACCAUUAUCACAUCAAAGAUUAAUGAGAUUUUUUUCAAUUAUCGAUAAUUAUGAUAUCAAUGAUGAUUAUGAUAAUCAACAUCAUCAACAACAUCAACAUCAAUAUUUAAAUUAUCAUCGUGAAACUGAACAAUUAUUUAAAUGUUAUCCACGUUGUCCAUCAUUAUGUAAUAAUCAUAAUAGUUCAGGUCCAAGUAAUUUACGUUUACGUUGUUUAAGACAAAAACCGGCUUGUAUAGUACCACCACAAUCAUUAACACAACAACAUUUACCAACAUCAAUGAUACCUAUUCGUUUAAUAGAUGCUAUACGAAAAUUUAUUUCAACACAAAAAUAACAAAAUAUAAAAAAAAGAAAUA